AUGGAGCCGCCGCCGCGCCCCCCGACGCCGCGGACGCUGUGCCUCCCUGUCAGUCCGGGCUCGCUGGUCCGGAGGAUCCUGAUCGCCUUUGUCGGGUCUUCAGGGAGGGCGCCGGUGCGCCGGGCGGGCAGGGCUCACCGGCCGGCGUCUGUUCCUGCAGGACCCUGGGUGGACCUGCUGAAGUUGAACAAUGGACCGCACCCUGGCCGUCUUCCAGAUGUGUGCCUGGCAGAGGUUGGCGAGCAGCGAGCCGCCAGGACUCUGCGGCCGGAUUCUCUGCUCACGUCGAGCGUCGCUCGAGACCCUAAGUCAGAGCCGGGCGAAGCCCCUGCCGUGGCCGUCUCCGUUCCUCCGCGAGUCCUGGGACUCGGGCCGGCCCCGGCCACUCUGCCCCGACCGGGCGGGCUUGGGAGGCGAGGGCCGCAGUUGAGUACUCAUGACGGCCCCCUUUGUGCCACCUUCCCGCGCGGCUCCUACACUGUUUCGCCCUUCUUUCUAGAACUCAGCCUCCAGCCCUGCCACCUGCAACCAGACCUGGCGAUUCAAAGAUCUCAUCUUGGAGAUGUUUUUCCUGCUCCUGGAGCAGUUUUGGUGCAGUUCAGAAUGGCCAGGACCAUGGCUUCAGCAGCCUGACCUGGUGGACAAAGAGAAGCAAGACAAUGGCAAACCUGCAUUCAGCCUCAGUAAGUCACGGGAGCCCUUUCCAUGGCCAGGUCCUGGUCACCUACUGCUAUCUGUAUUUUGCCUUCACUCCCAUCUUGUUAAUCCUCUUUGAUUUUCUUUCUCUAAACAGUCUGCUCCUUUCCUUCCCUGCCUGAUCAGCCAGAUGGCCUAAGCUUCUACAUUUGUCCCUGGCUUCUCCAUGGAACUCAGCCUACAGCCACAAA
Molecule: messenger RNA, 887 nt
Organism: Cercocebus atys (sooty mangabey)
Lineage: Eukaryota; Metazoa; Chordata; Mammalia; Primates; Cercopithecidae
Exons: 3
Coding region: 1-633 (210 amino acids)
Source: RefSeq, a predicted model, not a curated record